UUUAGGAAACUUUUUAUGUAGUAGGUGGGUAUCAAUCAUCUUCUUCUAGGGUUCUUAUUUAGCUAUGGAGGUCAUCUGCAUUUGCUGUUCCCCGCCAAAAUUAAUCUUUUAAUUCGCGAAAACUAGGGUCUUUUUUUUGUUCCUCUUUCCUCGCUUGAUUUACCGCAAUUUUUUUCUGGGGGGGGUUUUACACAUUGGGAGAUGAAGAAGAUCUUCGGAGGUCCAGGAACUGUGUGUGGUCUGUUACUGAGAAUCGGACAAUGUGCUUCAGCUGCUGCUUCUAUCGGAGUUAUGGUCUCUGCGACCGACUUCUCUGGUCGCACUGCUUUCUGCUACUUGAUUGCUUCAAUGGGUCUUCAAUUGCUGUGGAGCUUUGCCCUCGCGUGUCUUGAUGUUUAUGCUCUGAGGACCAAGAAAGAUCUCCAAAACCCAAUCUUGGUUAGCUUAUUCGUUGUUGGCGAUUGGGUGACUGCAAUGUUAUCUCUUGCAGCUGCGUGUUCAUCAGCUGGAGUUGUGGUUUUAUAUGCCAAAGAUCUCAAAUAUUGCAAUGUCCAUGACCAACUUUCAUGUCUUAGGUAUGAAGUUGCUGUGGCGCUUUCUUUCGUCACUUGGGUUCAGAUCGCACUUUCUUCUCAUGUCACGUUUUGGAUCUUAGCCUCGGUUUAGUUUCCUUAAAUAAUGUCGACACCAUCUUGUACUGGCUUUGAUGAGACAUGUCAUUUUUGCUUCAAAUCAAAUCCAUCAAUGUUUCUUAAGCUUA
Messenger RNA from Brassica oleracea var. oleracea, 760 nucleotides. RefSeq names its product CASP-like protein 5B2. Lineage: Eukaryota; Viridiplantae; Streptophyta; Magnoliopsida; Brassicales; Brassicaceae. Gene Ontology annotation, cellular component: membrane. The record is from RefSeq and is a predicted model, not a curated record. The transcript has 3 exons. Bases 202 to 666 code for a protein of 154 amino acids.